AUGUCUCUAAUAGGAAUCGGCUCCUCAUCCGAAAAAGAUGGUGUUACGUACUACCAGAUUGAAAUCACCUUGCCCUUAAGAGCGCUCACUGUUUCGAGAAGAUACUCCGAGUUUGUUACUUUGGUGGACCAGUUGUGUGAGGAGUUGGGAAUCUCUAGUCGUGACUUCCUCUACCAGCUCCCGCCAAAAGGGUCUUUCUUCAGCAGCAAAGCCAGGCUAGUUAGUGAGAGGAAGUAUGGACUCUCUGAGUUUUUGAACGCUGUUGUCCGAGACAGAGACUUGCAGAACCGGAAGCCGGUUCAUGAUUUUCUUCAAUUGCCAGCCAAUUUCAAGUUCACUCCUGCAAUGUUCGAGGACGGCAAUGGCAGCAACGACAAUAAGUUUUUGAUCGACGAGGAGCCUCAAGAUAUCGAUUCCAUGCAAUGGCUCACGUACCUAAGACAGGUAAGAGCUGCGCUUGCGGACAUUCCUCAGGGAGACGACAUCGAGUCAAGGAAAAAAGCCAGAGAACAAGUUAAUAAAUACAUUCAGCCCAAUGUUCAAAAAUUGGCAAGUGCUCUUUCUCAUCUUAAUCAGAAUGGAGAAAUUGAUUCAUCUGAGUUCAGUCAACGCACCUCUUCGCUCAGAGAGAUUCUGAAUGAGACUGAGAGAUUGGUUUUCAAAAGAGAGUCCAAAUCCAAAAAGGAAACUUCACCUCAUUACAACUUCACCAAGCGUCUGGGCAAAAAAGACGACGCUAAGGAAACCGAUGAGACUUUAGGAGUGAGCAACAAAGAGCUUCUUCAGCAGCAGCAACAGAUUCACAAAGACCAAGACCAGGAGGUUGAGGAGCUCCGCAAGAUAAUUGCCAAGCAGAGAGAAAUUGGCGAGACUAUUGGCAAAGAAGUCGAGGAGCAUAAUGAAAUGCUUGACCGCUUCACUGACGAAGUGGACGCCUCUUCUGAAAAGAUGAAAGAUGCUCGUGCAAGGGCUAAACGAAUUACGUGA
Molecule: messenger RNA, 987 nt
Organism: Candidozyma auris
Lineage: Eukaryota; Fungi; Ascomycota; Pichiomycetes; Serinales; Metschnikowiaceae
Exons: 1
Coding region: 1-987 (328 amino acids)
Biological process (GO): intracellular protein transport; vesicle fusion
Cellular component (GO): SNARE complex; endomembrane system
Molecular function (GO): SNAP receptor activity; phosphatidylinositol binding; SNARE binding
Source: RefSeq, a predicted model, not a curated record